AUGCGGUCCGUAGAUGCAUCGCAUGCAAUCACACACAACGACUCGGUACGACUGACUGUGCGCAAGCCGCUCACUCUAGUUCUACAACGGGAGGAAGUGGACGUCUCUUGGGGCUUUGGUAUACGUAAUGGGGUCAUAUCCUCGGAAAUUGAACCAGACUCGCCGGCAGCUCUGGCAAACCUACCCCCGGACCACGCUAUACUGUCUGUCAAUGGGAAUGAGGUGAUCUGUCUGAGUGACGAGGAGCUUAAAAAAGUGUUACAAAAGGCUGGGCAUGAAUUACGGGUCAAACUGAGGCACGUAACUGUAUACCGGGAGUUGCUGCGAAGUGUAGGGCUCUCUCUCAAAAGCAGCAGCAAACGAAUGUACGGCAUGUUUCCCGUCAACACCGAGAAAAAGGAGAUUGUCUCGAAGUUUGAGAAGAUUUUGGAUCCACGGCCAAAGGGGAUCAAGGAUGAUCGAAACUUUCGUGUUCUUAAAGAAGGAUAUAUAGUGAAAGAAUUGGAAUCAGCCGAGUCAUCUUCAGAAGAGUAA
Molecule: messenger RNA, 534 nt
Organism: Sphaeroforma arctica JP610
Lineage: Eukaryota; Ichthyosporea; Ichthyophonida
Exons: 4
Coding region: 1-534 (177 amino acids)
Molecular function (GO): protein binding
Source: RefSeq, a predicted model, not a curated record